UUCUACAUGCCAAACAAACGCUUUAUUUCCCCCAGUGGUCCUCCAUAAUUGAAUUCUCUAUUUUCUGAUCUUUCUUUCCAUGAACUCUUCUUCUCCUUUCAAAAAAGCCAUCCCUUCGUCUAUCUUCCUUUCUUCUAUUUCCUCCAUCUCUGCCCAUAUCUUCUUAUUUUCUGCAAAAAUCCGAAGAGAAAUAGAAAUGGGAGUAGGCAGCUGAUGUUCAAGUUCCUAGCUCCCAGGCUUCACCUCCUCCCCGUCUCCCUCAAAUCAAAUCAGACGGCCUCCUCCACCAUGUGGCGCCCGAGGUCCGGCGGGCUAGGCAUGGCUGCCGUUUCCUACGUGGCAGUCGACUACCUUCGCCACCUGUCCCCCACGUGGCACCGUCGUCUCAUGCCUGUCCUCUGGUCCCUCCUCGCUCUCGUCGCCGUCAGCCGCGUCCCGUUCUACAAGCACUGGAGCUCCGAGUUCCGCUCCCUCAAAGCCUUCGUCGCCUCCAUGGUUUUCAUGCUCCUCACUCUUCUCCUUGAAGCCGGCUGCGUCCGAUUCGUCACCGUCGUGCUCGGCCUCGAUUGGCACACUGAUACACAUCCGCUUCCUGACACUGGCCAGUGGUUUCUUUUGGCACUGAAUGAGAAACUACCUCAUGCACUAGUUGAAAUAUUAAGAGCCCGAAUUAUCGGACUGCACCACUUCCUCAUGUUGUUUAUGAUCCUGGCUUUCUCCGUAUUGUUUGACUCUGUGAAAGCUCCUGGCCUUGGACUAGGUGCACGAUAUAUGUUCACCAUGGCCAUUGGCCGUAUUCUUCGUUCCAUAACUUUUGUUUCAACAAUUGUACCAUCACCCAGGCCGUGGUGUGCUAAUGUUCGGUUUGGAGGUUAUUCAUAUCCUCAUCAUUGGGCUCAGAAAUAUUAUGUCCCUUAUGCUUCAGAUUCUAAUGCUAUUCGCCAGGUGUUACAACAGGAUAUAGCCUUUGCUGAUACUGGAGAAUUACUUGGUGGCUACCGUCCGGACUGGGGCCCCAUGAGCUUCUUGAUUGAUUUCUUGCGACCCACCCCAUCAUCAGGAUCGUGGUAUAAUUUGCUGAGGACUGCUGGAGGCGGCUGCAAUGACCUCGUGUACAGUGGGCAUGUUCUAGUUGCUGUAUUGACAGCUAUGGCUUGGACGGAAGCAUAUGGUGGUUUUAGCUCGGGCUUCAUAUGGUUACUUGUCUUGCAUUCUGCACAGAGAGAAAUACGGGAACGACACCAUUAUACUGUAGAUGUUGUUGUAGCUACUUAUGCAGGAAUCCUCAUUUGGAAGAUGACAAGUUUUCUCUGGUCAGCCAAGGACACAUCCACAAGUAGGAGGCUUAAUGUACUAGAGAAAAUUCAUAGUCGACUGACCCAAGCCGCUAAGGACGACAAUAUAGAUGAAGUGAGAGAACUCCUUAGAGAGGUUGAGUUGGUCAGUCUUGAGGACCAGAAAUCCCCAAGCAAGAAUAUGCAUUUACUUGGAAGUGGUAUUGUAAUUUCUGCAAUCAUCAUUGUUCUUCUAGCGUUAGUAUUGACUAGUGAUGGAUAACAUUCCCGCAUGAUAGCCUUCAACAUUUUACAAAGUCAAAUCAUUUUGGUUCCAUGGAUUGUAUGUUGUAACAUUGUAUAUGCACCGCGUUCCACCGUAGCAGGUUGAGGUUUUCUCAUAAUCGGUAGAAAGAUGCAGAAACUUAAGUUCUAACU
Messenger RNA from Fragaria vesca subsp. vesca, 1712 nucleotides. RefSeq lists its product as uncharacterized. The record is from RefSeq and is a predicted model, not a curated record. Gene Ontology annotation, molecular function: ceramide cholinephosphotransferase activity; sphingomyelin synthase activity. The transcript is spliced from 5 exons. Lineage: Eukaryota; Viridiplantae; Streptophyta; Magnoliopsida; Rosales; Rosaceae. Gene Ontology annotation, biological process: ceramide biosynthetic process. Gene Ontology annotation, cellular component: endoplasmic reticulum membrane; Golgi membrane. Bases 214 to 1557 code for a protein of 447 amino acids.